Microtus ochrogaster (prairie vole) is the source of this 2962-nucleotide messenger RNA. It is a transcript of the gene Wasf1, whose product is annotated as WASP family member 1. Gene Ontology annotation, cellular component: SCAR complex; cytoskeleton; lamellipodium. NCBI's taxonomy places the organism in Eukaryota, Metazoa, Chordata, Mammalia, Rodentia, Cricetidae. Gene Ontology annotation, molecular function: Arp2/3 complex binding; protein kinase A regulatory subunit binding; actin binding. The record is from RefSeq and is a predicted model, not a curated record. Gene Ontology annotation, biological process: positive regulation of Arp2/3 complex-mediated actin nucleation; actin cytoskeleton organization.
UCUCCGGCCCCCUCCCCCAAAGUGCGGAUUGGACAAUACCACGGAGCCCGAGGACAGGGGGAAGCUCCGUCCUCUUGCCCACGGACGAGUAAUUGCGCGGAGGGUGAAUCUCCCGCCACGGCGCCCUACGACCUGCGGGGCUCAAGCGGAAAGUGCAAAUCUUAAGUCCAGAGACCUGGGACCCGCCGGACUCAGCUCCUGGGAAAGGUUGUGGGGCGAGGCGGAGAGCACCCCGCGGCUCCCCCUGCUGCAGGCUUGGAUCUCCGCGCCCGGUUGUGGAGCGUCGCGCGGGGAGGGGGCGGCGCAGGGCAGCGGCGGCUCGCGGUGUUGUUCGCUCGCGCGUCGCGCGCACCGCGGCUCGGGCGACCAGUGGGCGCCCCCGGUGGCAUUCCCGGCGGCCCGGCGUCUUAGCCAGUGCCCGGCGCGGCUUCCACCCCGCAGCCCGACGCUCCCGAGGGCCUCUCGGUGGAGUCCCAGCGCGGAGCGGGACCGGCGACCGCCGCCGAAGCAUGAAGAAGGGGUAAGGCGCGAGCCCCCCACGGUUUCACGGUGAGCUGGUACAGCGGUUGAUCUCAAGAUGCCACUGGUGAAAAGAAACAUUGAUCCUAGGCACUUGUGCCAUACAGCGCUGCCCAGGGGCAUUAAGAAUGAACUGGAAUGUGUAACCAACAUUUCCCUGGCAAAUAUAAUUAGACAACUGAGUAGCCUAAGUAAGUAUGCGGAAGACAUAUUUGGAGAAUUAUUCAAUGAAGCACAUAGUUUUUCGUUCAGAGUUAACUCGUUGCAAGAGCGCGUGGACCGUCUGUCUGUCAGUGUCACACAGCUGGACCCUAAAGAAGAAGAAUUAUCUUUGCAAGAUAUCACGAUGAGAAAAGCUUUCCGAAGUUCCACAAUUCAAGAUCAGCAGCUUUUCGACCGCAAGACUUUGCCCAUCCCAUUGCAGGAGACUUACGAUGUCUGUGAGCAGCCUCCACCGCUCAAUAUCCUCACUCCUUACAGGGACGAUGGGAAGGAAGGGCUGAAGUUUUAUACCAAUCCUUCGUAUUUCUUUGAUCUGUGGAAAGAAAAGAUGUUGCAAGAUACAGAGGAUAAGAGGAAGGAAAAGAGAAAGCAGAAGCAGAAAAAUCUAGAUCGUCCUCAUGAACCUGAAAAAGUGCCAAGAGCUCCUCAUGACAGGCGGAGAGAAUGGCAGAAGCUGGCCCAGGGUCCAGAGCUGGCUGAAGACGAUGCUGAUCUCUUACACAAGCAUAUUGAAAUUGCGAAUGGCCCAGCCUCUCAUUUUGAAACAAGGCCUCAGACAUACGUGGAUCACAUGGACGGAUCUUACUCACUCUCUGCCUUGCCGUUCAGCCAGAUGAGUGAACUUCUGACCAGAGCGGAGGAAAGGGUCUUAGUCAGACCCCAUGAGCCACCUCCGCCUCCGCCAAUGCAUGGGGCAGGAGAUGCAAAACCCAUACCCACCUGUAUCAGCUCGGCCACAGGUCUUAUAGAGAAUCGCCCCCAGUCACCAGCUGCAGGCAGAACACCCGUGUUUGUGAGCCCCACUCCCCCACCUCCUCCACCACCUCUUCCAUCCGCCUUGUCAACUUCUUCCUUGAGAGCCUCGAUGACCUCAACUCCUCCCCCGCCAGUCCCUCCCCCACCUCCACCUCCAGCCACUGCUCUGCCAGCCCCAGCAGUGCCCCCACCGCCAGCUCCUCUACAGAUCGCCCCUGGCGUUCUUCACCCAGCUCCUCCUCCCAUUGCUCCUCCUCUAGUCCAGCCUUCUCCACCAGUAGCUAGAGCUGCCCCAGUAUGUGAGACUGUACCGGUUCAUCCGCUCCCACAAGGCGAAGUCCAGGGGCUGCCUCCACCCCCACCACCGCCUCCUCUGCCACCACCUGGCAUUCGGCCAUCCUCACCUGUCACAGUUGCAGCUCUUGCUCAUCCUCCCUCUGGGCUCCAUCCAGCUCCAUCUACUGCCCCAGGCCCCCAUGCUCCAUUAAUGCCCCCGUCUCCUCCAUCACAAGUUAUACCUGCUUCUGAGCCAAAGCGUCAUCCAUCCACCCUACCUGUGAUCAGUGACGCAAGGAGUGUGCUACUGGAAGCGAUACGGAAAGGUAUUCAGCUACGCAAAGUCGAAGAGCAGCGUGAGCAGGAAGCCAAGCAUGAGCGGAUUGAGAACGACGUCGCCACCAUCCUGUCUCGCCGCAUCGCCGUGGAGUACAGUGACUCGGAAGACGACUCGGAGUUCGACGAAGUAGAUUGGCUGGAGUAAGAAGGUCGCGCUGCUGUGACUGCCGGACUGAAUGCACAUGUCCUUGUGGCGCUUGUUCUUUGAAAAUGUUUGGUCAUUCUAGUGUUUUGCUUCCCCUUCCUCAUAAUGAAUAACCCUUUUUCUCCAUAACUUUUGAUUUCUAUGAAAAGUAUUAGCAUAUAUUUCAAACUAAAUAUUUUACAGUGGCUUAUCUUCUCCUCCCUCCCCCCCGGAAAAAAUAUAAUUUGGUCCAAUAAACCACUAAGUAUUAAGCAUGGGCAGCCGUUGUUAGAGUAGCUGAUUCAGUUUUUGAUAUACCUUAAUUGUGCACUUUGUGAUUUGUUUUUUGAAUUUGAAGAAAGCACCUGAGAAGGAAAACCUCGAGGGCAGCUGUGUCUGCUGGUGAGCCUUAUUCCGUUUCCUGGUGUUCUCAGUGAAGAACACUGCCUCGAUUACAUGGAUACACAGAAAGAGCAUUUAGCUUGUAGUGUUGAAUUCUCUUAAGGAAUGGUUAAUUUUUUUUUGUUAUCAUUUUAUUGUUUUAAAUACUUGCCUUAUUUGAACGUUAGCAGAACCCCUUUCCCACUUAUAUAUUGUGUGGUACAGUUUUGCUUGCCUAUAGAAGUUUAAAUUUUUUCCAUGUGAGAUACUCAGAAUAAGCAUACGUGUAACUUACAUAAUGUGAGAAUAACAAUCUGAUGUAAUAAAUGGUUCAUUUUAAAGGUU